CCUAAAAGUUGUACGGGUUAACCUCACUUUUUGUUUAAUUGGACCAGUUUUUAAUUGCCUCAUUGUAAUUUAUAAAUAAUGCAACAUUGCAGCACAUUAGACGAGUAUGUCAAGGAUAAACGGAUGGCCUGUAGAUACGGUGCGAAAUGUUACCAGAAAAAUCCCCAACACCACGAAAAAUACAAACAUCCACCAAAAAAGGCGAACUCCCAAAGGAUAAACACGCAGCCAGCCAAAAAGUUAAAGGUUGAAAAUGAGGAUAAAACAAUAACAACAGUGAAAAUCAACAAAGACAUUUCUGACUCCGAAAGUGACCAUGAAUCAGUGACAGAUGGAGAAAAACAAGAAAUAGCGGAAAAUUCAGACUCCAACAGUUCAGCAGUUGAAACCAAAGAAAGUGAUAAAGAAACACAGGAUCACACUCCUGAGAAAACAAAAGAUAAUGAAACACAAAAUCCCAAAGUGUCCGAGAACAUUGAUGAUGCAAAACAGUUCAUUAAAAACAAAUUCCUUGUGGACAUGCCUGAGGAUUUUUAUCAGUUUUGGAAAUUUUGCACUAAACUCAACCCCAAGAAUCCUUUACAUGCCUUUAAGGAAGUUGGUUUAGUGCUCAUUGGUCCUUUCGAUGUCUUAGCUGGCAAGUUUGAUGGUGUAUCUAAGCCAGAUGCAGAUUACUUAAUCCAUUGGAGGUACUUUCAUGACACUCCAGAGUUUCAGUCAGUAUUAAAAGGCGACAUCAAAAGAGGAUUUCACAUUGGUUACUGGAGGGAUGACCCUAAAGAAUUGCCAGUGUUUAUGGUGCAAAACUGUGCCAAAAUCAAUGGUGAAAUCCUGACAAUGGGAGAAAACAUUUUUUCUGCUGUAAAUAUGUUUCUAAUGCAACAGAAGAAGGAUGGCAAUCCAUUUCAAAAAGUACAUAUAGGAAAGUUAGAGAAAGCUUUGUUGGAAGAAGUAAAAGCUUUGAAUUUGGAUUUGGGAGGUAAAACUAAAAAUAUGGUGGCCAGAGAAAAAAAUAUUGUUGCAAGAACUUUCAACAAAAUUGGGCUUGUUGUGCCUUACAACAAAAAGACUCAGUUAGGAUAUAGAGAAUUAGCCCUAAGCAAUAAAGAUCUGAAAAAAGCUCUGGACCAACUGGCAUUGGCAGGCAAAGAGGAUGAAGCUGCAUGUCUUUCAAAACUUCAACCCUGUUUCACUUAUGCCAGUAUAGCCUUAGAUGAGUGCGAUUUUGGAACCGGCAUCGAACUGGGGUGGAAUAUAAUAGCGCACGGCGUUGAUAGCUUAAACUCGACUGCUUCGAGGUUUCUGCAAACGUCGUAUGAACUGCUGGGCAGACACGCUUUUGCCAAAAUUGCUGUGGCUCACAUGAAAAACAGAAGAGAAGGAACUGAACUUAGUAUUUUAUAAUUAUUUGUGAUGUGAUUUUUAUUUAUUUCUUAAAUUAUUAAACUUUCAUGUUCAAUAUUACUUUGAUACUCGCACCAUUAAGUUUGUACUCAGAAUAAUAAAAGUUAUAUUUAGUUA
This is a messenger RNA of Aethina tumida (small hive beetle), 1521 nucleotides long. RefSeq names its product histone PARylation factor 1 (gene Hpf1). The transcript is spliced from 5 exons. NCBI's taxonomy places the organism in Eukaryota, Metazoa, Arthropoda, Insecta, Coleoptera, Nitidulidae. Gene Ontology annotation, molecular function: poly-ADP-D-ribose binding; histone binding. Gene Ontology annotation, biological process: regulation of protein ADP-ribosylation; DNA damage response. Gene Ontology annotation, cellular component: nucleus. The record is from RefSeq and is a predicted model, not a curated record. The coding region runs from base 79 to 1404 and encodes 441 amino acids.